Schistocerca nitens (vagrant locust) is the source of this 2085-nucleotide messenger RNA. RefSeq lists its product as uncharacterized. The transcript is spliced from 6 exons. Lineage: Eukaryota; Metazoa; Arthropoda; Insecta; Orthoptera; Acrididae. The record is from RefSeq and is a predicted model, not a curated record. The coding region runs from base 290 to 1198 and encodes 302 amino acids.
CCCGGAGGCUGUGGCGCACCACCUGCUGCCGCCCUCUCAGCCUUCCGGCAGACCUCGCGCGACGCCGACGCUGCACCGGCUCUUAGCUCACCUGCCGAGGCAACCUACCGGCCCACCCCGAGCACGAGCACCGCCACCUCGUCCCCGGCGUCCUCGCGCAGUCCUCCAGACGUGACGCGCCAGACUGACAAGUGCCACUAGGCGAUCGGCCGCUGUCGGCGGCAUGAUAGCCGCGAAAUGAUCACCGCGCGUAGCAGCCAGCGAACCGAGUAACGCACACACUGAUCCGAUGGCGUCCUUCUGCUCCAAGCAGCAGUGGUGCGUUUUUUUCGUGUGCGCCUUCAUUGGACUUGUACCGAGAGGGGUGGCGUGCCUGAAGGACGUGCGCCUGCGCGUGGAGCCGGCAGCCGUGCAGCGCGGGAAGCCCGCCUCGCUGCUGUGCGAGUACGACCUGGAGGGCGCGCCGCUCUACUCCGUCAAGUGGUACCGCGGACAGCUCGAGUUCUACCGCUACUCUCCCAGCGAGACGCCCGUCUGCAAGAUCUUCCCCUUCCCCGGCAUCGACGUCGACCUUUCGUCAUCCAACGCGACGCAAGUGGUGCUGCGACGUGUCGGCUUCAGCCUGUCGGGCAACUUCAGCUGCGAGGUGACGGCUGACGCCCCCUCUUUCUCCACCAAGACUGUCACGGCCAACAUGCUGGUCGUUUCGCUGCCCGAGGGCCCGCCCACGCUGGUGGCGGAGCGCGAGCGCUACUACCCGGGGGACCUGCUGAGGGCCAACUGCACGGCGCCCCCAUCCAGGCCGGCGGCGCAGCUCUCCUUCUACAUCAACGACGAGCCGGUGUCGGGGAACGGGUGGCGCGUGCUGUCGGCGGACUCGCUGCAGACGAGCGUCAUGUCGCUGAGCGUGCGCCUGCGCUCGGCCCACUUCUCGGACCCGGCCGGCGUGUUCGCCGCCCCCGGAGGUCGGCUGACCGCCACGCUGACUUGUCGCGCCGAGCUGGCCGGCAUCUACCAGCAGGAGGCCGCGCUGCAGCUGGCGCCGCCCCCACCCGCGCAGGCCGAGCCCGUGCCGCAGAGGGUGACGUCAUCGGGCACAACAAGGCCGGGUUCUCUGGUGUCUCUGGCGGGAGCUGCGCUGUUCUGCGUUUGGGUGGCCAUGACGGGCGCAUCCUCGGGACACCACUGCAGCAGGUAGCCGGUCCACUCCGAGGAAGCGCCAGAAACAGUUCGACCCUUCCAGCUACCGCACCACAAUCAACACCACCGAACGGACUGACUCAGUUUCAGCUUUCCGGAGAUGAAUCUCUGCUUGUGAUUGCUUAGCGAAUUUUUCGCCAAGCAGGAGGAAAGCAAGUAUUAGUAGUGGUACCGUAGUCGUAGCAAAAGGGAGUGUGUACUGAGGGAAGUGUCAAGACAGCAGGAGGAUGAUAAUGUACAAAGUUUGUGUGCUCUGUACUGAAAUUGUAUAAAUACCUACCUUGUAAGGCAAUAUUAUCUUAACUGAAUACGUAAGCUGUGAAAAAUCAAUUAACAUCCAGUCGUGUAUGUUUACGUAUAUGUGAGUAAGUGUUUCCCAUUGUGUGGCAAGAUUACUGCCCAAUCAGCGGACACCAUCAGUGUUUGUUCUCAACAAACUCAAAAAAAAUUAACAGUUUUUUUUUAAAUGUACUUCAGUGUGCUAAUCUUGUAAAAAGUGCAAAUUACGAUUUUUCAAUCAGCUAGCAAGUUAAAAGUGUUAACGCGACAAUAUGCGCAACUCUCAGCACAAAUCAGUGAAAGAGAUACAGAGGAAUUGUUGGACUCAGAGCUUACAUCCUCGUGAUACUGAUGAUGAGGCGUCUUUAAUCAAUUAAAAAUCUAAUUGCUGUACAAAAUAAAGCAUAGAUUACACGUAUAUAAAUAUGAUGAAUGUUACCUGAAGUAAUGUAAAAAUUUAAAGCUUCGCUUGUAAGCGACUCUCAAGAGAAGAAACAAAGAUGCUCCAGUGUUUUCUUCCUGAUUAUGUCGAGAUAUUUUUAUCGUUUGCUGUUUGAAAUUGUGAAAUUAUUUUAGCGCCUCUGGACGUGUCCAGAAUUAAUUUAA